UUGUCAGCUUGUCAUAUUAGGCUAAAGUAAAAACUUCGGUGAAUUUUCAAAAUGGCAGAACCACAAGGACAAUUUGAUAUGGAAGUAGUAAAUGUGCCUGUAAUCCCCUUGAAAGUGACACCUCGUUCGUCCUUCGGCUCCAAACCAAGUAGUCACGUAGAAAACUCUGAAAGUUUCACUUCGUACAGCAGCAAAGCCCCUACAAAUUCACCAUCUGAAGACAGCCUCCACUUAACUGUACCCCCAGUAACUCCUAGUGACGCUUUUGCCUUCAACAAUGAGCUGUCCCAGAUCAAUCGCCCAUUUCCCAAGCUCGCCGACUUCAAACUGCCGUACAUCCGCGAAGUCGGUGUCAAAGCUUCCAUCGAUAUCCUCAGCAAACACUUCUCCUGCUUGGAUUACAAAUACAACGCUGUCCAGUUCUGGUUCCUGGACGUCAUCACCGACUGUUUGUGGAAGGUACAAGAUGAAUUUCAAUUUCCAGAGCGCUACCAAAAGAUUAUCGUCGAGUGGAUUCUGCACGUAUUCGAUUUGAUUAGAGAUCCGCAAAGGAAUCUUUCGAGGAAGGAGUUUUUUCAGAUUUUCAACGAAGCGCUGAUAAUAGCUGACGAAAAGGUGCAAGCUGGGUGUGAAAUGUUGCCGACACCGGACGAUUUAUUCACAAUGGUGCAAGAUGGGAGUGUGGAGGAGGAGGAGAAAAUCAGUUUUGGUUCGACAAGCGGACAAUGUUCGAGCGUUUCAUUAACGGAAGGUGGGGAGAGUUAUGUGGCCCUUGGAAUCGAUGAGAGCGUGGAGGUUUUCAAGAUGCCAAAGGUCCCGAAAAAGUGCUACAAAUUUGACGUUUCCACAAAUACAACUACUUCAGAAGAUCUGUCGACAGAAAGCUUGUGCGGGUGUGAAGAGUUGGUAGAAUUCUACCAACCUGAUCGAAAUGUUCCCGAAAGAUUUCAAUCACUUUUAUCUUUUUCUUCAUCAACAACUUCAGACGAAGGCGAUGAAUUAUCCAUUUUUACGAACCCAAAAUUUCUGUGGCGACGUUCUAGUCUUCCCCCUGACGAUGUAAAGAAAGUUUGUGACGGGGACAAACAAAUUGAUUUAGAAGAGUUAAUUUCAAUGCAUUCGAAAGAAAUACAUCCAGAAGAUGAUAUUGUAAACGAAUGGAAAGACUACGUAGAAGAUCGUAAAGAACUAAUCUACGAUACUGAAAUGAAAAUUUUAAUUAAUAGUUGUGCUUUGUUUGCGAUCAAGCAAUUUGUGUAUGACUAUUUUCACGAAGGUUUUCAGUAUACCAUUAUUAAAUCAGCCCUCAUAAACACGUUCUUUUCAAUAACGCAAAACGUCAAUCAGGAAUGGAGAAUACCAAAAAUCUUGAAAGAAGAGCUAAAAAAACCUAAAAUGAAAAAAGAGAAAAAGAUGAAGGAAAAGAAGAAAAAGCCACAAAAGGCGAAGCAGAAGAAAAAACCAAAGAAAAAGAAAAAGAAGGGUUCAAAAAAGGGCAAAAAACCGAAAAAAGCAAAACCUAAGAAACCGACCAAAGAAGAGAAAGCAGAACUUAAACGGCUUCAACUCGAGCAAGAAAGACUUGAAGAGGAAAGGAGACUAGCUGAAGAAAAUAGGCGCAUGUUAUUCCCACUGAAUGAUGCAGCUAACGAUGAAUUUUUCCAGUCGAUUUUUGAGAACUGGGUUAAACCGAAAGAAAAGAAACAAAAAGGAAAAGGCAAAAAGAAAGGGAAACAAAAGAAAUAGGGAGCGGUACGCGGGGCGACAUCUCUGAGCUGGAGCGUCAGUGAAGCAUAGGAAAUUACAAAAUCAAUACAGAACUCUAGUUCCAACAACAGGUGUGAUGUCAAUAAAUAGACUCGUACAGUAUCA
Molecule: messenger RNA, 1872 nt
Organism: Zophobas morio
Lineage: Eukaryota; Metazoa; Arthropoda; Insecta; Coleoptera; Tenebrionidae
Exons: 5
Coding region: 52-1746 (564 amino acids)
Biological process (GO): positive regulation of transcription by RNA polymerase II
Cellular component (GO): transcription factor TFIID complex
Molecular function (GO): p53 binding; transcription factor binding
Source: RefSeq, a predicted model, not a curated record